AUGGGUUGCCACCCUUCUGCUCGGAGGGGUUUGGGCGGUGAUGGCACUGGAGGCAUCCUCUGUCUGGCAGGGGCAGAGACCACGGCAACUGUUCGAAGAGUUGCAGGUGCUCAUGGCCUCGCCCUAACAGAGGUGUCCACUCUCGCCGAUGCGAUGUCGCACCUCGCACGAGGAGGUCGCUGGAUGGCCAUCGUGGCCGCGCUCGGGACGAGACGUGAGGAUAUGCUCUUCGAUCGAGGGAAGGAAAGCAGCUUGAUCCUUGCAGCAAAGCAGCUGGAUCCUCCACCCCUGGUUGCGGUUUAUAGCUGGACAGCAUGUGAGAAGCACAACAUAGCAUCACGCUGCCGUCGCGCUGGGGCGGAUGCAGUCAUUUGUUCUGCUGAGGGCUUGACCGAUUUACUUGUGGCCCCGGCCCCGCGCGUGCUAUGCCUUGCAGGUGAGGAAACCACAGCAACUGUUAAGAGCGUCGCUCGCAAGUACAACUUUAUGGUGGUCAAAGUUGCGACAAACGAUGAAGCCUUGGACCACGUUCGCAACAGAGGUCCUUGGGGUGCAGUCAUCGCUGCCUUGGGCACUCGCCCGGGAGUUGAUCUUAUCUUCGACGGGGCAGCUGACAGAAGUACCCUUAUCUCUGUGGUAAAGAGGCUUAAGCCAUCGCCUACAAUGGUAGUCUUCAGCCACACCGCGUGCAAGCACGGCGUUAUGACCCAGGCAUGCACGGAUGCUGGCGCGGAUGCGGUACUCUGCACGGCAGACAACCUUGAAAAGCUAGUAGCUGCCAUUGAGGCAAGCCGCGCAUCCUUUAUGCUGGACACCAGCGCCCCUGAUGUUCCACCUGAGCCCAUUCCGGACAUGGAUGAAGAGCUUCCAGCAAGCCCCUUCACCAUCUACAGGACGACGGCAGAGUACCCAAUCGUCGCCUCACGGAUCGAGGAGAACCGAGAGUUGGAACGGAAACUAGGUCCAUCCCAUCCAGCAGUCAAGGACUUGUGGUUACUGCUGCGUGAAAUCGAGGAGAUGCUCAACAGGUUACCGCAUCCUCUAACAGUCACAUCCUUGUCCUCCACUCCUCCAGUGCGUUUCGUCCAUAUCUCCGAUACUCAUCACCAUCACAAGAAUGUGUACUUGCCACCUGGAGAGGUACUGCUUCAUACAGGAGACCUGGUGGGCAACUAUGGAGACAGGGACAUCUUUAAGCACCUAGCAGAUUUCGUGGAGUGGCUCUUCAAAAUCAGCGAACGCUUCAGGCUGAUCGUAGUAAUAGCUGGGAACCACGACACCUUACUGGAUGAGAAGAGAUACCCGAGAGAUGCGGCGAGAGCUAAGAAGCCCUUUCUCGAAAGUCUGCCAGGCAAUGUUGUAUACUUGGAGAACACUCUUGUAGAAUACCAGGGGUUGAAGAUUUGGGGAAGUCCAACGGUCAGUUGCCGGGAAGAAACCCUCGGCAAGCGGUACCUGAGCAAUGCUUUCGAGCGGCCUCGGGCAGAACGGCAGCAGAUCUGGUCAAAGAUACCAGAAGGCCUGGAUGUGUUAAUGACCCACACACCUCCCCAUCAGAUUCGCUCGCAGGACUGCGGCUGUGAGUUGCUACUGAAGCGAUUGGAGCAGCUCAGCGAGCCCCCGCGCUUUCACUGCUUCGGACACGACCACGACUUCUUCGGAGUGGAGGCGAAGGGCAGGACCAUCUUCAUCAACGGCGCCCUCGAGGAGGUGCGGCGGAUGGAUCCUGGCAGAGCAGCCCAGCUCUGUGGCUGGGUCUUCGACCUGCCCCGCAAAGACACGGAUGCUUUCAUGCGCAUGGCUAGCAACGACUAG
This is a messenger RNA of Symbiodinium natans, 1815 nucleotides long. Lineage: Eukaryota; Dinophyceae; Suessiales; Symbiodiniaceae. The record is from the annotation of a GenBank genome assembly.